CAACUCCUCCAGUUCGCACUACCAGCACAGUUCGCGCAUUGUUCAGCUCGCUCGUCUGACAGGUCGCCCAUGCAUACCACAACAUAGGUUGGCUUUGCGCAGACGCACACACGCUAGGCCAUGGCUCCAGGCUCUAUGAAAGAAGCUCUUAAGGCUCUCGACAAUGCCUUCGGCGCCCCGACCGUGCCGUCUCCUCUACCCGAUGAGCUCUGUGCGACUAUACAGAGCUUCCUCGACCGUUACGAUAAGAUCGACGAACACGACUCGCAACGCUUCCACGAAGACCUCCACGCACUGUACCAGCGGCAUGUCGCGGAAGACUCGGCUAAACACGGCGCUUUUCUCUCUGCAUUGCGACUUGUACGCCCGGCUCUGACGGGAGAGGCAAGACUGAUAGUUUGGUGGAAUCUGGUACUGAAACCUACGAUUGAUGGGAUAGGGCACAAGCGGCUUGAGAUCGAGGAUGCGAGAGAGAUUGUGCAGAGCAUAUUGGUGUACGACACUGAAGAGGAUGAGACUGGAGAACAGGCACGUCUGUCGAAGCUGUUCACCAAGAAGAUCCUGGAUGCAUACAUUUCAAGAACAGACGUAUCAGCGUCACCUGAGAAUGUUGUGUCCCCGGAGAACGAGUUCAUCGCGAAUGAACUUGAGAGCGUACUCAUCACGUUUGGAAGAAAAAUGCCCAAGCUACUUCUCUCUGCCCUUGAUGAGCUCUUCGUACAGAAGCAGUAUCGCAUGCAAGCAUUGGGUCUAAUGAGCGCGUUCGUGCGCCUGCAGCCUCCACAUCUUCACUUAGUCCUUGAGACCUCACUCUUGCAGCACUUGGAAAAGUGUCUCCUGAUCGACACCUCCACCAUCGUUAUCGAACUUGCCUUGGUGGUAUUGAUCAUGCUUCUACCGCAUAUCAGUGGCGCACUGACUUCUGACCACCACCUUCAGAAGCUGUUCCUGGUCUAUACCAGAGUCCUCUGCUUCGACAAGCUGAGCAAGUCUGAAAACCAAAACACAGAGAGGGAGGACAAUGAGAAGGAUUAUGAAGAUAGCGACGAGGAAGAUGAAGCGGACGUGGAGAGCGAACAAGCUUGGGAGCAGCUGCAGCCGGCGGAAGGUGAGGAAGGAGGCUCACCGACCCUGAUGCACUACUUCACCUUCUUGUACGGAUUGUUUCCCCUCAACUUCAUGAGUUUCAUCAGAAAGCCUAGGAAGUACCUGAAGUCGCUCAAUUUCCCGGGUGCGCGAGAUUUUGAUCUCGACCAGGAUCUCAUUUAUAGUCGAACCGAACCCUACCGGAAUGUUCAUCUAAUGCACCCGAACAUGUUCACGACGACUAUCGAAGAAGAAUUGAGCGAAAACAGAUGGUUGAAGAGCGAUCCGGCUGAUGUUGUCACCGAAUGUAUGGACCUUUGUGUGGCGGUAUCAGCAGCGUUGGAAGACCCUGGGCCACCUCCCACGACCGGGCUUCCGCCUGUACCACCUCUACCUGAAAUCCCAGCAGAGUUCGCCCUUGAUGAAUCUGGUAAUGACUCAAAUGUGAGCUGGAGGAACACGCAAUCUACGAUGUUUGUCGCUCCCGGAGACGCAGCAGAUGUACCGGAGACCGCCGAAUUGCCAUUGCGUUCAAAAUCGAUUGCUUCUGCAACAUCUUUCAAAUCAGCCUCACCCCUGCUGAAGACUCACGACGUAAUGGACUCACCAACGUUACCACCUGCAAAGGAAUCAUUGAAACAGAAUUUGCUGGGCGCGCCCUCGCUACGACGAGUAAAUCCACAGCCAAGCAUUGACAGCUUUGUGCGCUCCGCUGCCGGCACAAUUUCCCCUCCGCAUCCCCACAAUGACUUCCACGCUCAAACGAUGUCUUCCUUGCAGCGUGAAAUUAUGCUUCUCCGGAACGACCUAAACUUUGAACGUUACUUGAAGCUUCAGCACCUCUCCCACAUUGGGCAGCUACAGCGGAAGCACAUUCGAGAGGCAGCGGCAGAGGCCGAUACUCAAAACCUGAUCAACACAAACAAGACAUUGAAGGCCAGGCUCACAAAGGCGAAUGAGUUGUACGCUCAACUCAAGAAGGAGACCCUCACCAGUCGUAAUCAGUCGAAGAAGUGGGAAAGCGACCUGAAUGCAAAGGUUCGAGGGUACAGAGACAGCGAGAAGACAUGGCAUAGCGAAGAGGAGAGUUUGCGUUUUGACUUGCAGAGAACGCAGUCCGACUAUGAGCAUCUCCAAAAGGUCGUAGAGAAGGCCGAAGCCGAGCAGCUAAGGGCCGAACAACGCACGAGGGCCCUCGAGUACGAGCUCGAAGACUACAGCAACGUGCGCCAUGAGCUUGAGACUGCCCAACAGAAAGUCAUGGAGUACGAAGAUCAAGCUCAAGAUCUUCAUUCCCUCAUUCAAGAGCGAAAUGAUUUAAGCAACGAACUUGAGAUUGCGCAUAUGCGUCUGAACAGCCGAGACUCCGAACGAGAGCACUCCAUCGCAGCGUACGAACGGCGCAUAAUGACUUUAGAACAACGUUUGCAAUCGACCGAGAGGUCAGCAGGCCCGCCUGGACAAUUACCUGCUUCGGUACAACAGAUGCUUGACUCGGGUCUCGCAGCAAGUCAAGCCAAACUGCAGACCCUCAAGAAGACGUACCAGAAUCUUUCAGCACAGCAUACGGAGCUACAGAUGAAGUAUCAGGAUCUUGAGGCUGAACAUCAAGCAGCAUUGGGUCGUUUUGAAGUUCACGAGAGGACAGGGCACUUCGAGUACACACAGUCACAGUUGAGUCGUAACUCUAGCUUGCGCGAAGGAAGCCACUAUAGUUCACGGGGUCUGCCUCCCUUGUCGACUGGACCUUCCAUCGCCGAGGAGCGCGAGUAUUUCUCCGAUCUUCACUCUCCCAACUCCAUGGGUAGCCCCAGCUCGACCAUCUCACCAGCAGCACAACGACCAGUCCGUUUAGACUCUAUGCCUCGCAAUGGGAGCCAGCGAGCGCAGCGAUCACCUCCAGGCCCAUCAAUGUAUCCUGCCUUUGGUGGUGCUCUCCACCCAGACCUGUAUGAGCCACAGGCGCUAGCUAGAAGUGGCGCUGCGGUGCAGUCAAGUGCGAAGAGCAGCUUCUCUGUCGACACGGAUGGCAGUGGUGGCAAAGAUAAGGUCGAGCCGAAGUCAGAAGUCCGUGUGUACGGGCGUGGCGGCGCCCAAAACAUCGGCAAGAAAGUCAAGGAGAAAGAACAGAAGAAAGCUCCGUCAACGAAGACAGGCGGUUUCCGUGGUUUGAGGGGAAUCAUGUGAGGCACGAGCUACUUGCUUCUGCAGCCGCAAAUGCUGCAUGACGAGCGAGAAAAUCGCAGACCGUGCUCUGCAUUACUUUGAAACAUCGUAGCACCUUCUGCCAACAGCCACGAUACGCAUAUGAACAUCAUUGUCCCUGAUCAGCGACGAAAAAAGACGGCAGCGACUG
Messenger RNA from Boeremia exigua, 3442 nucleotides. RefSeq names its product Hamartin protein-domain-containing protein. Bases 121 to 3273 code for a protein of 1050 amino acids. The transcript has 4 exons. Gene Ontology annotation, cellular component: TSC1-TSC2 complex. Gene Ontology annotation, biological process: regulation of cell cycle; negative regulation of TOR signaling. Lineage: Eukaryota; Fungi; Ascomycota; Dothideomycetes; Pleosporales; Didymellaceae. The record is from RefSeq and is a predicted model, not a curated record.